CAAGAUACUAUUUUCCGACCGCACACUUACUUUUGAUUUUGGAGAAAUGUUCUAAUCCUCUCUCUCUCUUUCCUCAGAAACAAAGAAGAAACAUUGCACAGUGAGCAAUUUAUAAGACUAGUGACUAAAUAUUGGAAAAAAGAAAUGAAUGGUGUCACUGCCCUUGGACCAGAUCAGGCUGAAUUUGUUGAAGUUGAUCCCACCGGAAGAUAUGGAAGAUACAAUGAAAUUCUUGGCAAAGGAGCUUCAAAGACAGUUUACAGAGCUUUUGAUGAGUAUGAAGGGAUUGAAGUUGCUUGGAAUCAGGUAAAGCUCUAUGAUUUUCUGAGAAGUCCUGAAGAUCUGGAGAGAUUGUACUGUGAAAUUCAUCUGCUCAAGACCUUGAAACACAGCAACAUCAUGAAGUUCUACACUUCUUGGGUUGACACUGCCAAUAGGAAAAUAAACUUUGUGACAGAAAUGUUCACAUCUGGUACUCUUAGACAGUAUAGGCUGAAACACAGGAGAGUUAAUAUUAGAGCAGUAAAGCAUUGGUGUAGGCAAAUCUUGAAAGGCCUUCUCUACCUCCAUAGCCAUGACCCUCCUGUGAUCCACAGAGAUCUCAAAUGUGACAACAUUUUUGUCAAUGGCAACCAAGGGGAAGUCAAGAUUGGUGACCUCGGCCUUGCGGCAAUCCUCCGUAAAUCCCACGCAGCUCGCUGUGUUGGAACACCAGAGUUCAUGGCUCCAGAGGUGUAUGAAGAGGAAUACAAUGAACUAGUAGACAUAUAUGCAUUUGGAAUGUGCGUUUUGGAAAUGGUCACCUUUGAGUAUCCAUAUAGUGAAUGCAACCAUCCUGCUCAGAUCUACAAGAAAGUGAUCUCUGGUAAAAAGCCAGAUGCACUUUACAAAGUUAAUGAUCCUGAGGUGAGGCGAUUUGUUGAGAAAUGUUUAGCGGCUGUUUCUGACAGGCUCUCUGCUAAGGAGCUUCUGAAGGACCCUUUUCUCCAAGUUGAGGAUUAUGGAUCCGAUUUGUGGCCAUUAGAGUAUUACAGAGAUUUGGAUGAAAUAGUCCCUAAGCUAAGACCACCUCUUUUACAAGUUCAUCAUAGUAAUGGCUCUUUAAUCAAUGGUUACUCCAAUUAUCUUGGCUAUGAACUGGAGAGUCAAUUGGACUACCAUUCAAUAGAGUACGAAGCAAAUGAGAUCGGUCUAUUCACAAGUCAAGAAGAUGAGCAUUUGGGAAGUGUUGGCAUCACCAUCAAAGGGAGGAGGAGGGAAGAUGAUGGUAUCUUUUUGAGGCUCAGAAUUGGAGAUAAAGAAGGUCGUGUCCGAAAUAUCUACUUCUUUUUUGACAUUGAGACUGAUACAGCUAUAAGUGUUGCUGCAGAAAUGGUGGCGGAGUUGGAUAUCACAGAUCAAGACGAGACUAAGAUAGCAGAUAUGAUCGAUAGUGAAAUUGCUACCUUGGUACCCGAAUGGAAGAGUGGACUAGCCAUAGACAAUAGUCCUGAUUACCUAUCUAAUGGUUUUUGCAACCAUUGUGCCUCAAAUGGUUCUCUCAUGCACCAUUUAUCCUCAAACAACCCGGGCGCCAAGCACCUGCAAGUUCUUCACUGUUCUAGACAUGGAUGUGCUGCUGUACACGGCCGCUUUGAAGAGAUCACAUACCAACUUGAAGGGUCUGAACAGUGUGCAACAGAAGGUGCACCCAUGGGGUCAAGCCAAUCCGAUGGCAUGCACUAUACUGAUAUUUGGGGGCAACAUGAUGGACCUGAAUUAAGCUCACAAGGAUCCAGAGCUAAUCAGUCUGUUGAGGACGACGAAUCAUAUGACCAAUCAACAUGGGGAAGCGAUGAGAGAAUUAUCAAUAUCAACAAAGAGAGCAAGCCUAAUGAACGAGACUCUCCCUCUGCAAAUCCUUCAGCAGCUCAUAAACUAGCCGAGGAUUAUGAGAAUGAGAUAAGGCAGGAAUUGAGAUGGCUCAAGGCCAAGUAUCAAAUGCAGUUGAGGGUGCUUAGGGAUCAACAAUUGGGUGUCAUAUCAAAACCUUCUAGUUUAAACCUCAACUCUGAUAGCCAAGAACACAGGAAAGAUAAAUUGUUGUCGAUUUCAUCUCCAUUGAAAGAGAAGGAUGAUGAAGUUGUUCAAUUAAAAUCUUUUGCCUCUGGGAGGCAUUUCACUUUGUAUUUUCCUCCUGAUGCUGACAAGAAAUUUGCUAACCAGAGGUUCCGAAAUUAUGAGGCAGCCUAUGGGUCUUGUAGUCCAGAGCAUAUGUUCACUGCAAAGAGUUUCUAUACAAGGGGGCUCACUCCACACUCACUUCACAGGGCUACUUCUCUUCCAGUUGAUCCUGUAGAUUUCUGA
This is a messenger RNA of Ilex paraguariensis (yerba mate), 2346 nucleotides long. The record is from the annotation of a GenBank genome assembly. NCBI's taxonomy places the organism in Eukaryota, Viridiplantae, Streptophyta, Magnoliopsida, Aquifoliales, Aquifoliaceae.